CUCUGAACAGUAGCACACCGUCCACCCCUGACACCAUGACCCACUGCUGCUCCCCUUGCUGCCAGCCUAGGUGCUGCAGGACCACAUGCUGCAGGACCACCUACUGGGAGCCCACCUGUGUGACCAGCUGCAGCAGCACACCCUGCUGCCAGCCCUCCUGCUGUGUGUCCAGCUGCUGCCAGCCUUGCUGCCGCCCAACUUGCUGUCAAAACACCUGCUGCAGGACCACCUGCUGGAAGCCCACCUGUGUGACCAGCUGCAGCAGCACACCCUGCUGCCAGCCCUCCUGCUGUGUGUCCAGCUGCUGCCAGCCUUGCUGCCGCCCAACUUGCUGUCAAAACACCUGCUGCGGACCUACCUGCUGGAAGCCCACCUGUGUGACCAGCUGCAGCAGCACACCCUGCUGCCAGCCCUCCUGCUGUGUGUCCAGCUGCUGCCAGCCCUGCUGCCACCCAGCCUGCUGUGAGACCACCUGCUGCAGGACCACAUGCUGCCAACCCACCUGUGUGUCCAGCUGCUGCCAGCCUUCCUGCUGCUGAUCAGCAUUGCCAAGGACCAUCAUCCUUACACAACAACCUUCUGACCUUUAUUUCUGAGACAGAGUCUCACACUGUCACCCAGGUUGGAGUGCAG
Messenger RNA from Saimiri boliviensis boliviensis (Bolivian squirrel monkey), 633 nucleotides. NCBI's taxonomy places the organism in Eukaryota, Metazoa, Chordata, Mammalia, Primates, Cebidae. The record is from RefSeq and is a predicted model, not a curated record.